AUGGGCGAUAAAGGUGAUAAAGAUGAUGAUAAAAAACAAUAAUAAAGUGAAAUUAAGAAUGGAGUUGAGAAACUCAUCAAAAUUGACAAAAAGCACGCAAAUUUUGAAAUCAAUGACACUUUAUUUAAUACCAAAGUAAAAGUCCGCAACAUCAAUUCCAGCACAUCAAGCUCCAUUUUGGGCUAGAAUCAACCUGAAAAUACCUUGAGGUGUUUCUGGCGUCACAUUAAUAGAUACUACUUUAGGAAAUUAGAUACAAAUGAAAUGGAAAGAUUGUCCUAUCUUGAUCAAUUAUUCUCCUUAAAAUAAGAUACUUCUCUUCAAAGGCAGAAGUAUGCAAAUCACAUGGUUUACACUGCUAUUUAAAAUGUUAUAGAUAAAGAAAAAUUUUUGGGUGAUCAAUAGUAAUCUCCAGAAGUGCAAAAAAUUCUUUUCAAAAUAGUUAAGGUUAAUUGCAACAUUUAGGCUUUGAUUUAUGAAUGUCACUUUAAGGAUAAAGCAAAUUUGAAAUUCUUAGAUUAAAUUAUUAAAGAAAGAGACUAAAUUACUCCUAAAAAGAGUACAAAAAAGAAAAGCAUUAACGACUUGCAAAAUGAAUUAUAAAAAUUGAAAGCCAUAGAAGAAAAGCUCUUAAAGCAAAUAGAAUAAAAUUCAGAUUAAGAUUCAAAGCAUAGCAAAAAGAAAAAUGGACAUUAAAAAAAAGCUUAGAAUUAUUCUGAUGAAGAUAGCAACAAUAGUGAAAUAGAUUAGGAAGAUAAUGAUAAUAGCAACAAUCACGAUAACAUAUCUACUGCUUCAAAUGAUGAAAUAAGUUAUUAUGCAAAGCAUAGUUCAAGAAAAUUAGAUUUUGAAUAGGAAAGACUAGUCAGGCAAUUAGAGGAAAUCAAUGCUAUCAAUAAAUUAAACCUAAAAAAGCUAAAUUAAAAAGUACAAGCUGAACUUAAAGAAGGAAAAUAGAUCUUUUUUGAAAAUCAAAAUGACAAUAGCAGUUUAGUAGUUCACGAUAAGCACUCGCAAGGCAAACAGCAGCAAACCAAGCAAAAGAAAAAAAGCAAGAAGAACAAUGAGUAUUCCUCAGACCACACAGAUGCAGGAGUUGUAGAUACUCUACCUAAAUUUGGAGGAUUUUAAAAAGAACUAGGAAAGGACCCUCGUCCUAAGAUGUCUGAAAAAGAAAUUAGCGAUUUGCACUUAAACUAUUUAUAGCAGUUGAUAUUUACUUUAGAAGAAAAAUAAGUUGCUGACUCCAUUUCUAAGAUAACAAACUGUAAAAAAGAAUCUAAAAAAGAGUUUCACUAUGAAGUAAUGUUUGAAGAUGCUCUAAACUCUCAACCUAUCUACAUAGAUGAGAAAACUUUACUUAGAUUCAACGAAUACAGAGAACAUUCAAUGUUGAGGAAAUACAAUUUACCUAUUAAAACUCUCUUUUCCUCUACUUCUCACAAUUAUGUUCAACUCACACAAUAUGUCACAAACAGAAAUAAACCAAAUCCUUAUAAAGAUCAAGAUAUCUUAGAUACUAUUAAAAGAAAUUCUAACUAGCAUCAUGACCAAACCCACCAUAAAAUCAUUAAUAUGACUAGAAACUUUGACAUAUGCCAUCAUUGUAGAUAAAUUUUUGAAUUAGGGUAUCUAGUUAAGUGCAAUUAUAGAAGCUCAGUCAUGGGAAUGCCAUAGUCUAGCCAAUCAACUAACGAUCAAAUAUUUAUUUCAUAAAUUGUUGAUUAUGAUAGCAAUCAAAGAAGACCAUUCUUAAAUAGAAAGAGAAACAAUUACAAUUCUUAUAUUAAGAAAAGCAAUGGUGAGUUAGUUUGUAAGAGAAAAUUUUGCAUUCACUGCUUAAAGUAAAAUUAUGAUUUCAAGCAUGAUCAAAGCAAGACAGAUUGGGUCUGUCCAUUUUGCCAAAAUUAUUGCCACUGCAUAAGAUGUCUUAGAAAUGAGUAAAUAAACAAGCUUAAAGGUAUAUAUUUACUAUAUGGUGGCGAUAUAUAAUAUUUGGAGUAGGAAUCUAUGCUUAAUAAGUACUUGCGUCCUCUUUCAGAAGAAGACAGAAAGAGAAAAGAAAGAGACGAUAUUUACAAUAGGGCAACGAAUAGCAGCAUGAUAGUAUUUUAAGUUUAAAAGCAGACUUAUGAAAAGGAAGUGGAAGAAGAAAAAACUCUACAAACUAAGUUAGACGAUCUUACCUACGUUAGAUUAGAUAUGGAACGAGUAAGAUUAGUUAUAUCUUAAGUUUGCAGAAGAGAAAAACUUAAGCACUUUUAAAUACUAGAAGAAUAAGAAACAUUUAAAAAAAAGGAGCAAAAAAUAUAAAUAUAGCUUGAAAAAGCCUCAACUAAAUUGAAGAAGCAGCAAGAUAAAGAAAUAGCCUAAAAUUAAGAAAAAAAGAAAAAAGCUGAAAAAGCUAAAAAUGGAGCAACAAAAAAGAAUGAAAAAAAGAAAGAAGAAACACCCAAAAAAUCCGCAAAGGGCAAAAAUAGAAACUCUAAAAACUCAGAUUAAGAAACGGAAGACAUUUAAGAAGAAUCAGAAAAUUCUUCUUUGUAAGGUGAUUCCUCUGAAAUUGAAUAAAGCAACUAAUCAGACGUUGAACAGGACAGUGAAGAAGUCACAAGUGAUGUAGAAAACAGCUCACAAUAGGAAUCUAGUGGGCAAGAAGAAGAGGAAGAAGAUGAAAAUGAAAAUGAUCAAGAAUAGUCAAGUAAAUCAUAAAUAAUCGAAGAUGAAGAUGAAGUAGAUCAAACAGAUUCCUCAGUUAUAGAGUAAGAAGAAUCUGAAAAUGCAGUUACAGACGAUUCUAAUGAAGAAGAGUAACAAUAAAGCUAAGAAGAAGAAAGUGAAGAUGAAGAAGAGGAGAAUUAAGAAGAGAAUGAAUAGGAAAGCUAAGAAGAGGAACAAGAUAGCUAAGAUUAAGAAUCAGGAGAUAAAGAUGUAGAAGAAGAAGAAAAUGACGAAGAUUAGACUGAAGAUGCUGAUGAUGAAGAAAGUGAAAAUGAAGAAGUAGAAUCAAUUAUUUAAUCAGAUGAAAGUACAAUAGAAGAAAACCAAAGAAAUAAAUAAAAAACUAGUAAAUAAAAGCCUACGAAGAAUGGAAAAGUAGCAUAAACUAAAGCUUAAUAAAAAUCUAAAAGUAAAGAAAAAGAUUAAAAGAAAAUUAAGUAGGUCUCAACAAAGAAAAAAGAGCACAUAAAAGCAGAAAAAGAUAAGAAAAGCAAUAAAAAGGAUCCUAAAUCAAAGAAAUCUAAAAGAGGCUUAAGUUCAUUAUUUAGUAAAGAAAUAAAAAAUUUAAUGAGAAACUAAGAUCCUUCUAUUUUAUAAUUAUCUUCAAAGAGGGAGAAGGCCUUAAGGUCAGCUACAAAUCCUAUAGAAACAAAUUAACAUAAUCAUAAUAACAUCACUAACGGAGUUAAUAAUAAAAAUAAAAAUAAUAGCAAUAAUACUAAAUAAAAUAUUUCUAAGUUCGAAUAAACACCUAAAAAGAAAUAAAAAAUUUGA
Molecule: messenger RNA, 3495 nt
Organism: Tetrahymena thermophila SB210
Lineage: Eukaryota; Ciliophora; Oligohymenophorea; Hymenostomatida; Tetrahymenidae
Exons: 11
Source: RefSeq, a predicted model, not a curated record